AUGAGGAAAUUGAGAGCACGGACACCGCACGUGGGCGUCGCGACGAGUUUCUCUCACUUUCCUCACCGACGUUGGUCUAUAAAGCCCUCCCUCCACCUCCCACCACCUCUUCUCGUCCUCUCAACCACCACAGCACUCUACCUACUUGCAUCUACAUCUUCCACUCUUUGUCCCCCCACCAACAACACCACCACCACCAUCAUCAUGUCUGCCUCCAACGCCCCCGACUACACUCUCACCGGCGUCCAGAAAUGGGCCGAGGAGACUUUCCCCUCCGCUUUCGAGACCGUCCGCACCAAGACAACCCGGUCUCACUUGUGGUUCUCUUUUGCAGGCGACUUGGACAAGGAUGUCUACACCGAUACCACCAUGCUGAAUAUCGGCAUGUUCGUCCGCAAGGACAAGGCGGACGAGCCUGAAAUCCGUCGCCAGCUUCACGCCUCCCUCCGAAAGGAUGGCGAUAUCACCUUCACGGCGGUGAAACAAUACGAGUUCUCUCACCCUGAUCUUCUCAGCGACAAGGUCGAGUUCAACUACAUAUUCCGCUCAAUCUUCCUCGUCGAAGCGGAGGAGAACCGCAUUCGCAUGCUCAAAUCACUCUGCCGCUAUCUCUACCUCAAGAGCGACGACCACACCACCGUCAAAGAGUUCAAGUCGACUACGUAUAUCAAGCCCAACUUCUUCAAACUGGCUUGUGAGCGUGUCGAGGAGGCCACCAUCACGGGUCUCUACAACGACAGGCGCACUCUUCGUGAGUUCAAGGAGGAGAUGCGCCAGAAGCAGCACACCAUCGUGAUCCACGAUAACACCCCCAACCCAGCUGCUUAA
Molecule: messenger RNA, 828 nt
Organism: Periconia digitata
Lineage: Eukaryota; Fungi; Ascomycota; Dothideomycetes; Pleosporales; Periconiaceae
Source: the annotation of a GenBank genome assembly